AUGGCAUCGGGCCAGUCCCAGAUAGGCUCGUUCGCCUCUGCCAAGGGGAACGCAACACCAUGCGACAUUGAAGAGCAGGAUCAACUCGAUACUUCAAAUGAGCCACGAAAUAAACAGUCAGUCUUCGCAAGUCUCGGAAUUCUUGAUCGCUUUCUCGCCCUAUGGAUUUUUCUUGCCAUGGCAAUCGGGAUUGUUCUCGGCAAUUUCGUGCCCAGCACAGGACCAACCCUUGAAAGAGGGAAAUUUGUCGGCGUGUCAGUCCCAAUAGCGGUUGGUCUCUUGGUCAUGAUGUAUCCGAUAUUGUGCAAGGUUCGCUUUGAAUCACUUCACCAUGUGCUUCGAGCGAAGGAUAUUUGGAUUCAGAUGGCCUUGAGCCUGGUACUCAACUGGAUUGUUGCGCCAUUUCUCAUGCUGGGUUUGGCCUGGGCCUUCCUCCCCGACGAGCCGGAAUUGCGACAAGGGUUGAUCGUGGUCGGGCUAGCACGAUGCAUAGCCAUGGUGUUGGUGUGGACGGGAUUGGCAGGAGGUGACAACGAAUACUGCGCCAUUCUUGUUGCCGUAAAUUCGAUACUUCAAAUGGUUCUGUUCGCUCCAAUGGGGGUCUUCUUCAUCAGUGUGAUCAGCGGAGAUGAUGUCACAUUCGAAUACGCCAUUGCAGCCAAAAGUGUCGCCGUCUUCCUUGGGAUUCCCCUGGGAGCUGCAAUUCUCACGCGGUUCCUCAUUCGAACAAUUUCCACCCAGUGGUACGACGAGAAAUUUCUGAAAUGGCUCAGUCCAUGGUCCCUCAUUGGACUGCUAUUCACAAUCCUAGUGUUGUUUGCCUCGCAAGGUCGUCAUGUGGUGGAGCAGAUUGUUUCUGUUGUGCGAGUUGCUGCUCCACUGAUUGUUUACUUCCUGAUCAUCUUCUUUGCCACACUGCUCCUUGCGUACUACCUGGGCUUUGGCUACAAGCUCUCGACGGUGCAGAGCUUUACUGCCGCUAGUAAUAACUUUGAGCUAGCCAUCGCGGUCGCAGUGGCUGUGUUUGGUGCUGAUAGUAACCAGGCGCUUGCUGCGACAGUCGGACCGUUGAUCGAGGUCCCAGUACUGCUAGGACUGGUUUAUGCGGUGAAAUGGAUCGCACGACGUGUUGGAUGGAGGGAUUGA
This is a messenger RNA of Penicillium olsonii, 1146 nucleotides long. The record is from the annotation of a GenBank genome assembly. Lineage: Eukaryota; Fungi; Ascomycota; Eurotiomycetes; Eurotiales; Aspergillaceae.